Molecule: messenger RNA, 1137 nt
Organism: Diospyros lotus (date-plum)
Lineage: Eukaryota; Viridiplantae; Streptophyta; Magnoliopsida; Ericales; Ebenaceae
Exons: 2
Coding region: 406-813 (135 amino acids)
Source: RefSeq, a predicted model, not a curated record
UUGGAGUUGGAGCCAACUAUGAGAAAAGAGAUAUGAAUCUUGGAUGAGAUAAUGAGGGUGUGGGUAGCUGCCUGGCUGGUAGCUCCUAAUCUCUACAAUACUGCCCCCAAUUGGAUAACAUAUAUAUCCCAACCCAUUGAGAGGCCUUUGUGGGACUCCCCGGUGUCCCACCACCCCACAUGAAUUUCUACUUCCCCAAGCCGAUGCCCAUCCCUGCCCUUUUCCUAUUUAAUGCCUGCUUGUCCCGUACAACUGUAAAGGAAAAAAACACUCUAUAUUCUUCCUCUUCCUCUUCCUCUUCCUCAUUUCAAAACAAAUUAAAUCUCUUCACUCUCUAUCUUAAUUUCUUAUAUCUUGCUUUUUGCAACAAGCUCAAACACUACCAGAUCAUCUUAGUUCACUAUAAUGGAAGUGUCCAUGGAAGUUGAAGAUGAUGCCUUCUUUGCAGACUUGAGCAAGCAAAUCUCCCUUCUUAUCAUGGAUGACGACGACGACGAUCAUGAGCACCCCAUUCGUGCCCAUUGCCCCUCGGUUUCUCUCCAGGCUUUGUCUAGAGCAAUCCAGCCGACAGCACAGCCGCCAUUCUCCUUGUAUCAGCAACCAUGGGGGAGAGCAGAUCAAAGCAAAGGGACUGGAGUGUUUAUUCCCCAGUCGUCUCAUCCAAGAAGGAGGAACAGGCCAGCAAAGCUCAGCUCUUCCAGGGCCAAGCUCCAUCGGCAGCUUCUCCCAGCUGAUAACUCAAGAGGCCUUCUUCCCCAUGCAUCUAACUAUAACACCAACUUUCCAACCUCUUUCACUUCUUCCAAACCCUAGAGAGAGAGAGAGAGAGAGAGAUUAUGUCUAUGAUUAAUUAGUAAUUUCCACUCGUUUUGGGAUUUGGAUCAUCAUGGUGACGGAGAUGGAGCUGGAAGGCUUCACCAAAGGGUUGCCCCUCCCCUGCAAUGGGAACGUAUACUGUACGGUCCUCCUCUUAAUCUUGUCCAGUUCAUCGUGUAGCUAGUAAUGCUAUAUAUAUAUAUAUGAGAAUAUUAUUAUUGUUUUAUUUUUUUGGGAAAUUAAAAUCUUGUACUGUAAAUACUACUGUAACGUUUAUGUUUAUAUUAAUGCAGUUUGCAACUAAUUAAGCUAAGUGCAAAA